Molecule: messenger RNA, 1950 nt
Organism: Ogataea haglerorum
Lineage: Eukaryota; Fungi; Ascomycota; Pichiomycetes; Pichiales; Pichiaceae
Exons: 1
Coding region: 1-1950 (649 amino acids)
Biological process (GO): deadenylation-dependent decapping of nuclear-transcribed mRNA; nuclear-transcribed mRNA catabolic process, nonsense-mediated decay
Cellular component (GO): P-body; cytoplasm
Molecular function (GO): manganese ion binding; 5'-(N(7)-methylguanosine 5'-triphospho)-[mRNA] hydrolase activity; RNA binding
Source: RefSeq, a predicted model, not a curated record
AUGUCGAUUUUGCUGCGAAAAGGAUUUGCGGACGAGUCUCUGGAGCGGGUCCUGGAGGACCUGCUGGUGAGGUUUGUGAUCAACUGUCCGCCGGAAGACUUGUCGUCGAUUGAGAGGGUUUUCUUCCAGAUAGAGGAGGCACACUGGUUCUACCAGGACUUUGCCAGAGUCGUCAACGAAUUGCUGCCGCCGAUGAAGAUGAAACAGUUCACGGCCAAGAUAAUAGCGCAGUGCCCUGUGGUGUGGCGCUGGGGCGACUCGCAGGACGCCCUCGCGCAGUUCGGCAAGUACAAGUCGUCGAUUCCCGUGCGUGGGUGUGCUGUGCUCAACCAGAAGCUGGACAAGGUUCUGCUGGUGAAAGGCGUCGAGUCGUCGUCGUGGGGUUUUCCGAGGGGCAAGAUCUCAAAGGACGAGAGCGACCUGGACUGCGCGCUGCGCGAGCUGGAGGAGGAAACUGGGUUCGACGGCCGAGAGUACAUUGACGAGGACGAGUACAUCGAGCGCACCAUUCAGGGCAAAAACUACAAGAUAUACAUUCUGGCCGGGGUGCCGGAAAGCACGCAGUUCGAGCCACGUGUUCGCAACGAAAUCAGCGCCAUUGCGUGGAAGGACAUCAAGUCGUUGUCGAAACAGGGCAAGAAUAACUUAUUUUUGGUGAGCUCGAUGAUGAAACAGCUGCAGAACUUCAUCAACAGGAGGAAAAACCAGCAGACAGAGGAGGAGCUCAAAAGACAGGCCACGAUCCAGCUCAAGAAGAUUCUGGGUGUCGGCCAGCCCCAGGAAAAGUCCGACCCUGGACGCGACCUGCUCAACAUGUUGCAGCAGGUUUCUGCUGGCAAGCAGCCUCCCAACGCACAGCCGCCGUCCAUGCCGCCGACAGGCCACCCUAUGCCGCUGCCAAUGCCGCUUGCUCCGUUCCCUAUGCCGUUCCCUAUGCCGUUUAUGAUGGCUCCGCACAUGCUUCCGCGGUUUCCCUUCCCACCGCCGCCUGCCAUGUCUGUGCCGCGUAGUGACCAGAAAAACGAGCUGUUUGCUCCGCCGCCUUCGUCGCUCGACAAGCCGCAGUUGGUGCUGGCAAAUAGGCGGUCUGGCGAGAGCAAUAGCAAGGAGCUGCUGAGCAUUUUGAAACGUCCUGAGAGGAAGGAGGAGACAGAGGAGCCGCAGAAGCCGCGGGGCAACUUUUUGCAGAGUCUGUUUGACAGGUACAAGGGCGAGGAGCCUGCGCAGUUCCCGCGGAAGGUGACGAUUUUGAAGCGGCCGAAGGAGGAGCCCGAGGAGAAGACUAAGGAGGCUGGAAAUGGAAGAGAGCAGGAGAGCCGGCUGCCGAAGCCAAGUCCCGCGACGAACGGCAGCACGGAGAUGCUGAGCAUCCUGAAGAAGCCCGAGCCCCAGCCUGAGCCAAAGACAGACUCGGAAGGCUCCAAGGAGCUGCUGGGACUGCUGACAAAGAAGAAGGAGACACAGCCAAAGGAGGCCUCGAAACAGCUGCUGGACCUGCUGAGGACCAAGCCGGCGAAUCCGAACGGCGCGAACGGCGCGAACGGCUCGGCAGAGCUGCUGGGCAUGCUGAAAAAGCCCGGGGAGCCCGCGCAGACGGCCCAGGCUGCCACUGCCCCCUCUGCCUCGGUUCUGCUGGGAAUCCUAAACAGAAAAGAAGAGCCGCGCGACCCCAGCAAGGGGCUUCUGAACGCGGUCGUUCCACCCGUGCAGGAAAGCCCCGCGCAGUCCGGCUCUUCUGGGUCGCAGGAGCUGCUGAGCCUGCUCAAACCGGCCAGCUCGCCUGCGCCAACGUCUGCACCGGAGUCGCAUGACGAGCCGAAGCCGUCUCAGGAGGCUGACGAGUACGAGGACUUCGAGGACUUCGAGGAGCUAAACGAGGGGUACGAGAACGUGCGCUCGUCGAACCAUUUCAAGACGUAUGUGAGCGACGAGGACGAGCUAUAUUUGUGA